Molecule: messenger RNA, 851 nt
Organism: Amphibalanus amphitrite
Lineage: Eukaryota; Metazoa; Arthropoda; Thecostraca; Balanomorpha; Balanidae
Gene: RpII15
Product: DNA-directed RNA polymerase II subunit RPB9-like
Exons: 4
Coding region: 189-569 (126 amino acids)
Biological process (GO): transcription initiation at RNA polymerase II promoter; maintenance of transcriptional fidelity during transcription elongation by RNA polymerase II; transcription-coupled nucleotide-excision repair
Cellular component (GO): RNA polymerase II, core complex
Molecular function (GO): nucleic acid binding; zinc ion binding; DNA-directed RNA polymerase activity
Source: RefSeq, a predicted model, not a curated record
GUUUACAAUUUCGCCGGCGAGAGUUUUUCAGCAGCCACCACGUUAUUUCAUGAUUACUUUCAGUUGCAAAAUUCCAAAUUGCUAGAGGGGUUUUGUCGGAUUCAGCAAGGCGCGAAAAGCUUCUGGUGCCUAACGUUCUACACAACGCGUGCAAUUGGACUGUGAAAAGUUUGUGAUUUCUCGUCGCGAUGAACGCUGCCCGUGGCUCCGGUGCUCCCGGAUUCGUCGGCAUCAAGUUCUGCCAGGAGUGCAACAACAUGCUGUACCCAAAGGAGGACAAGGAGAAUAAGGUGCUGCUGUACGCCUGUCGUAAUUGUGACUACAAGCAGAUCGCCGACAACAACUGCAUCUACGUCAACAAGAUCAUGCACGAGGUCGAUGAGCUGACGCAGAUCGUCGCCGAUGUGAUAUCAGACCCGACCCUGCCCCGGACAGAAGACCACGCCUGUCCGGCCUGCGACAACCGAGAGGCUGUCUUCUUCCAGGCACAGUCCCGACGAGCUGAGGAGGAGAUGAAGCUCUACUACGUGUGUACAAACCCCGACUGCAAGCACCGCUGGUCUGAGUGACAGACACCCGCCCCGCCCGUACCGCCCGUCCGUACCGUCACCCCAGGACGCCCCCGCGCCGUCACACCGCCCGGGCGUGACGCGCGAGGUCGGCCGUCACGUCAUAUCGUCACAUCAUCGCAUCACAUCCUGUGCGCUGAUCUGCUCGCUCCAUGCCCUCGCCUGUCGCUGGGAGGCGGCGGCUCUGUGACACUCUGCGCUGCGUGGAGGUGUGUCGCCAGCUCGUUUUUUGUCAUCGUCUCCAGUGUGCGUGGCUGGUGAAUACAACUGGCCAGCGCUGUU